AUGUCGGGGAAGCGCGGGGAAGCAAGAGCAGUGGAUGACGAGGGUGACUUCCUGUGUGAGGACGUGGCAGGACGAGCGAAGGAAACGAUAGUUCGCUGCGGGUUGCUGGGUGACUCGGUAGUGAACGCGCUGAAAGGAGCAAGGGUGACAUACAAGGAGAGCAACAACCCCUACCUGGAUGUGGUCCUGCCUGGAGACCUGGCAUGCAUGUACGUGCCAGCUAGACAGCUUGAGAGCUUCGACAGGAUGAUGCAGCAAGAGCUACAGAACCCCGUCUGGUUCAGCCACCAGGGGAAGGGAAACGAGAACGUUGGCAAAGAAACCGCGACAAGCAACCCUGGGUUGGAGAGGAGCCUCAAGGGGAGGGUGGACGAGAUAAGGAGGUCUGCUGUGUUUCCUCACUGUCUGUGGUCUUACUGUGAGCAAAGGCACAAGUCGGCAGCGAUUUGUAUCGAGAAGAGCAAGUCGGUCGACACCAGCUCAACCAUUUCAAAGGCGCAGUAUUUGUUUGUGGUCAAGCACGACAUACAAGUCAUUCCGGUCUGUCAUGCUCUCAUGUGCCCUUUGCUUCCUUACUACCUGCUUGUCGCUCCGCCCAUCAGGGCGUCAGAGCUGGUCCUACAACUUCCAGGAAUGCAGAAACCGGCGAGCGACAAGGUGUUGAAGCACUUUCGGAGGCUCGGAGCGUUCUUCUGUGCGGAGCAAGAGGAGAUAGAGAAGGUCGUGGGAGAUCGGGACGAGGCGACGAGGCUUCAUCGUCUCUUCCGAUGCAGCAGAGGGCAUCACAAUUACGCAAUCAAGUGUGCCAAGAAAGCCAACGCAGCGGCGAGGAUGUUUCGAUAG
This is a messenger RNA of Guillardia theta CCMP2712, 843 nucleotides long. RefSeq lists its product as hypothetical. Lineage: Eukaryota; Cryptophyceae; Pyrenomonadales; Geminigeraceae. The transcript has 6 exons. Bases 1 to 843 code for a protein of 280 amino acids. The record is from RefSeq and is a predicted model, not a curated record.